AUGUGCGCGCGUCCUAAUAAACACUGGCUAAUUUGUACACACUUUCAUUGUUCCUCACAAACUUUUGACAAACCCCUGUCCUCCAAGCCGCUUGAUGGUGCCCCUGACCACUCCAUCCGCCAACCAGCAUCUGAAUCAAGUGGUUCAGUUAGUUACCGCUCCGUGGCGGCGACUGCGGCGCUGCUGUCGCUCGCCAGCGCCCAAAAUACAUACUCCAUCGACAGCGACGAUGCCAUCAAGAAGUCUGCCUCGCAGAUGGCCGAGGAUCUGCUCAAGCACUAUCACGGAGACGAACCCGGCCAGGUGCCCGGUAUUCUCCCCGGCCCGCCUCCGGCUGGACCGUACUACUGGUGGAUUGGAGGUGCCAUGUGGGGGACGCUCAUCGAUUACUGGCACGUAACGGGCGACACGACGUACAACGACCGGACCAUGCAAGCGAUGCAAUUCCAGGUGGGCGAAAACAAGGCAUACAUGCCCAACAACUACACGGCUUCGCUGGGAAACGACGACCAGGGCUUCUGGGGCAUGUCGGCCAUGCUGGCGGCCGAGGUCAAGUUCCCCGAUCCGCCUUCGGACAAGCCGUCGUGGCUCGGUCUCGCCCAGGCCGUCUGGAACACGCAGGCCAGCCCGUCGCGCCACGACACGGACUGCAACGGCGGUCUCCGAUGGCAGAUUCCCUUUGCCAACAACGGCUACGACUAUAAAAACGCCAUUGCCAACGGCAUCUUCUUCAACAUGGGCGCCCGCCUGGCUCGGUAUACCGGAAACACGACAUAUUCGGACUGGGCGGAAAAGACGUUUGACUGGGUGACGGGCGUGGGCUACAUUGAUGCCGAAACGCACGCCAUCUAUGACGGUGGCCAUGUCGAGCACAACUGCACCGAUAUCAACAAGGUUGAGUUUUCGUACAACAAUGCCGUCUACCUGCAGGGCUGCGCCUUCAUGUACAACCACACCGAGGGCGCGCAAAAGUGGAAGACGUGCGUGGAUGGGCUGCUGAAGCACGGGCUGGAGCACUUUUUCCCGGAAAACGAUAUUGCGUACGAGCCUGCGUGCGAGGGUGUCAAGACGUGCACGACGGACAUGUUGUCGUUCAAGGGCUAUAUGCACCGGUGGUACGCGGCGUCGGCGCAGAUGGCGCCGUACAUUGCCGACAAGGUGAUGCCGGUGCUGAGAAAGUCGGCGGCGGCGUGCAUCAAGCAGUGCUCGGGAGGCGACGGUGGCAGACAGUGCGGCUUCUACUGGCAGUCGGGUGCGUGGCAGGCGCCGGAUCCGCCCAACUCGGGGGCGGCGCAGCAGAUGGACGCGGUGGCGGCCAUGGUCUCGCUGCUGUAUCCCAACGCGAAGCCGGCGGUGACGGCGGACACGGGUGGCACGUCCAAGAGCGACCCGAGCGCGGGCGUGGGCCAGGCCAAUGCCUAUCACAAGGAUCCAAGGCCGAUUACGACGGCGGAUCGUGCGGGCGCUGGCAUCAUCACAUUUGUGCUGCUGAGCGCGGCGCUGGGCAUGUUUGGGUGGAUGAGCGUGGGCAAAUAG
Cordyceps militaris CM01 is the source of this 1536-nucleotide messenger RNA. RefSeq names its product cell wall glycosyl hydrolase Dfg5, putative. The record is from RefSeq and is a predicted model, not a curated record. NCBI's taxonomy places the organism in Eukaryota, Fungi, Ascomycota, Sordariomycetes, Hypocreales, Cordycipitaceae. The transcript has 3 exons. Gene Ontology annotation, biological process: fungal-type cell wall biogenesis; carbohydrate catabolic process. Gene Ontology annotation, molecular function: mannan endo-1,6-alpha-mannosidase activity. The coding region runs from base 1 to 1536 and encodes 511 amino acids.